UUAUGGCUAACUUACCUUAGUAAUAAUAUUCAACACCAUCAAAUUUACCUUCUUACAACAGAGAUCCAUCUACUUAUUAACAACCUACAUUAGGAUAAUAAUAAGUUCCAUAGAGUAAUUAUCAACCUCAACAAUCUGGUGAGAAAGGAUUACAAUAUUUGCCUUAAUAAACAAGUGUAAUGCCAUAAAAUGUAUAAACAUAACAAAUAUAUGGACAACCACAAGUUGGAAUGAUAGGAUAAUAAUUCACACAACAACCCUUAUUUGGCCAAUCAUAAAUUUAACAACUACCCUAACAAACAGUUGAAACCUAAUCAGGUCAAGUAGUAAAAGGAUAGUCAAGAAUUGAAUACAUUCCAUAUGAGAGAACAAUAACUGAAUAUGAAGAAGUGAGAAGACAAGUGUAAGUACCAAUCACCAAAUAAAUCACUGACUAUUAUGCAGUGCAAUAUGACAUUGAAUAUAUUCCUUAAGUCAUUUAAGAGAAAUAAAUAGAAUAUGUCCCAGUUGAAAGAGUGGCAGAAAGAACUGAAUAUUACACAGUUGAAAGAUAGAAUGUUGUAUAAUAAGUAUGAAUCAAUAAUUAGACUUAGCCAAUUGGAUAUUAAUCAUCACAAGUCCAAACAUCAGCUUCCUAUGCACCAAUACAAACUCAAUAAGUAACUCAAUAAUACGCAUAAUAUGUUCAACCUUAAUAACAAACUAUUGCAUACUAAUAACCACUUCAAAUUUAAUAGUAAUAUCAAACAAGAGAAGUUAUUCAACAACCUAUGAUCUAAUAAUCAUAUGUUUAAUAAAGAGAAAUAGUUCCACAACAAUAAAUCCAAUAGUCAGUAGCAUUAUAACCAACUCUUCCAACUACAUAAUAUAUUCCACAAUAAUAAUAUCAAACUAUAUAAUCCACUCAAACUGUUUAACCAUAAUUAUAAAUUGCCCAAGUAUUUCAUUAUCUAUAGUAAUAGACUGUUCCAUUGAAUUAUGGUCAAUCAAUUUAAACAGUUUAAACUCAAUAACCAAUUGCUAUCAAUCCAAUUACAUAGACAACCCCUCAGAUAAAUCAAGGAUAUUCUAUUCCAGCCACCACUUAAGCUCCUUAAUAUUAAGUUUAUGGACAACAAUCCCUUGGUCCUUAAUAGCCUAAAGCCUAAUAGUCUCUAACUUAAACUACACAAUACAAUCCUUAAUUGUAAUAGACUGUGGCACCAUCUUAAGUAUCUAUUCUAAAUUAUUCAUCAGUUUGCCUAAUCUGUACCAUAAUAAUAAUUAUAAUAAUAAUAAUAAUAAUCAAUCCCUCAAGAUAUGGGAAGAACUAGACCCUAUCAAUAAGGUCAAUUACCUUAAUAACCACCAACUUAACCAUAAUAAGCUGGCACUGCUUAAAAAUCAAAUAAAGAAAAAUCAUUCUUGGAGAAAUUGUUCGAUUGAUU
Paramecium pentaurelia is the source of this 1427-nucleotide messenger RNA. The record is from the annotation of a GenBank genome assembly. NCBI's taxonomy places the organism in Eukaryota, Ciliophora, Oligohymenophorea, Peniculida, Parameciidae.